This is a messenger RNA of Gadus macrocephalus (Pacific cod), 6565 nucleotides long. RefSeq names its product tubulin tyrosine ligase-like family, member 6 (gene ttll6). Gene Ontology annotation, cellular component: cilium. The transcript has 19 exons. Lineage: Eukaryota; Metazoa; Chordata; Actinopteri; Gadiformes; Gadidae. Gene Ontology annotation, molecular function: tubulin-glutamic acid ligase activity; tubulin binding. The record is from RefSeq and is a predicted model, not a curated record. Gene Ontology annotation, biological process: microtubule cytoskeleton organization; protein polyglutamylation. The coding region runs from base 3391 to 5949 and encodes 852 amino acids.
UUCCAUCCAGAGACAGGACUCUGAAACUCUGGGCUUUUUCGUCUGUAUCUAAACCAAAUAACAACAAGUAUCCGAAACAUCCAUCAAUAACAUUUAUUCGACGGACUGCAUACAGACGGCUAAACGGCGAACACAUGGGAAGUACAGCAUUAUAAUAUGUGCAACCAUUCACGGUGCAUGAUUUACAGCAGUGGGAAAGUCACUUGUAAUAAUAUAUCUUAGAUUUGGAAGCUGAGGGAUGGGGAUCUCCCUGGCUGACGCUUGUUUUUCCAACAGUUGUGCUAUUUGGUUGCAGCUAAUCCAGAGUAGAGCGUAACAAGAUAGCUGCACCAAUGUAACCAAAGAUUGACGUUUGUUUGGCGGUAUGGAAUUCGUCUUCCACAUUCUCGUAUGUCAGCAGCCUUACUGGCGUCCGUUACCUUGGCUACCAGGUGUUUCGGUGGUGUUCAAAAUAGCUCGAAUUAAACUUGUUCACAACGCACGAAAUAACAGUAAGUUGGUUUUUUAUCCUAUUUUGAGGCGGAACAAGGCUAACUUUAGGCAAAUUAGAGACGUAGUCUGAGACUCAGGCUAAAUGUAUUGAGUUUUUAAGGACGUCGGCAUAAACUAAUUUAAACAUAGUCGGUUCAAACUCGUUAGGGAACCAAGAAUUAUCAAAAUAAAAGGUGAGCAUGUUUUCCUUUUUUACGAGUCUCUUUAGCUAUUGGUGCAAUGCGGAGAGUAGGCCUAUUUUCUGUAUUUAUAAUUGCCACAUGUAUCGCGUUAUGUCGGCCUAGUGUUACUAAAAUAUAUUUUAAUAGAGAAUGGAUAUUCGUGUUGGACGAGAAAUGGGCAACCUUUGCCAGUGUAUGAUUAACCGUCCAUCGUGAUAUUGGAAUUAAGUAGAAUAAAUUUCUCCUGCGGAGCGAGAAGGGAGUUGGACCCACUUUUGUUUGUGUGUGUGUGUGUGUGUGUGUGUGUGUGUGUGUGUGUGUGUGUGUGUGUGUGUGUGUGUGUGUGUGUGUAUGUGUGUGUGUGUGUGUGUAGCCUAAUCAUGCAAAUUGAUUAUGAUUUACGAAUCACAAAUGUAUGACAUUGAAUUGAACCACCACCACCAAAAGUUAUCAAAGGGACUACGUUGAGAAUUUCGACAUUCAUUAACCAUUUUCAAGUGCCAAUUAACAGGUUGUAAUAUAACCUAAAAAAAAGUUGACCUUGCCUAUGCCAACCGUAGAGCAGCCUGAGCUGAUUUCGAUUCUCUUUGAACCGGGACGUUUUUUCCUGUAAAAACGCGCAGAAAAUGGUUAGAAUGACUGUUGUUGAAUUACUUUUAGUUUGUAAACCGUUUUUUAUUAUUUUUAUUAAUAUACACAUUAGAAAUACAUUAGGGUAUUAUCGAUACUUUACUUUAAAUUAUUCUUCCGAAACUUCCCUACUCAACUCAAAUUCAUCUGCUUCAAACUUAAUGCUAGAAUAAUUACAACUGUACUAUCUUACUAUCCAAUAUUAUGUACUGUCUCAAAUCCUGCAUGUUUUAUAUUAUUUCAACUUUAAAAGUUCUAGAAUUGAUAGUGUACAAAAUGUUAACUAUCAAAAUCUAUAAAAUGUCACUGCUCCUCGAAUAUUUAGACCCCUAGACAUAGCCUAUUGAAAAAUAUUGCAGUGACAAUCUAAAUUCUUUAAGCAAUGGUGUUUUAUACUUUGACCGGACAUAACUUUCAACAUCUUUCUUAUCUUUAAACAGUUUGAAAACAUAUACAGAUACAUUGAUUCAGCUGGAAUUCGAAAACUAUGAUUAAAAAGAUGUGUUGAGCUGAGAGUUCUGGGAUAAGGGGGGCCUUUUUAUCCCAAUGGUUAAGCGCCAUUGCAACUAUGUGAUGCUUUUUUAGUACGUCUUUGUGUAUGAGCGUUAUAAUAAGUGAUGUUGUAUCUAAAAUGUGCAGACAGUUGUAUUGUAAGUAAGUGUCAGAGAAGCUUUACUUUGACGUGGACAAAAUAAACCUCUGCUCAGAAUGAGCUCCACACAUCCACACACACGUGGCGUUAUACUAUGAGUGUCUGAGAAGAAUAACCCACUCUCGGACACUGCCCUCCCCAAUAACCACUGGCCAGACUAAGCUCCAUGAAUCCACACACACUGUGGCGUUAUUGUAAGGGUCUGAGAAGCUUAACCCUCUCUUGGGCGCACCUGAUAUAGCUAAUGAGGACUAUCUUGCUUCCUUUCACCAAAAUAUAUUUUUUACAUAUAAAAUAAAUACAAGUUUAGAACCCAUACAAAAAAAGUUUUUUUUACUCACUUUCUAUUCCAAGUGUAAAAUAUUGUGGUUUGCGGAUGGGAGGGAUUAUGAUAAAUGAUGUGCAUUCUACAAUCUCAAGUCUACAAUCCCUUCUGAGAAAGUUUGUAUCUGAAAUCAAACUGUUGCUAUACAACUGCACACCCUCAUAUUAAAGCAACCUUUUUUCAUGUGCUGCAGGGCAAGUAAACAUGAGCUUGUAGCACCGGCUGUUGUCAAGAUGAAUGAUCAAAAUGUAUAACAGAUAGAGAUAAGUAUAGGUCUAUGAAUGCAGUUGACCCCUUUGGAUGCAAUAAGAGGACAGUGUUUAGAAACGUGAAUAGGCUUUUACCUCCGUCAUGUCCUACAACAUGUACAGUAACCGUCGGUGACCAUGAAAAAGAUCCUCAAAUGUGAUUGGUUAAACUGAUAUAUUCAUAGGCUACGGUCGUCAAAAAUCAACCUAGGAGAAAAAUGUAUGUUUUUGCAAUACUACAUUGAGGCGUAUAGGAUACUGUCCCAUUGACUAAAUAUUGCUUUAAAUGUAUAAGGAUCUUAACGUAUAAGCUAUGAUCUAUGCUUUUACAUUAACAGACAAAGUAACUCAAUACAAAUCAUAGAUCUAUCAAUGAACCUCAACCAUCCAGAACACUAGCAACUGUGAAUAACCCCCUAGCAACCAUCGAGAACACCCAAAAAGCAGCAUAACAGUCACUAUAAAACCACAGCACUAUACUACGUCACUCUUCUGUACAUUUCCAAUACACCAGGUACAUUUUUUUUUGGCACAAUACAAUUUCUUCUGAAGUUGUACAUUUUCUUGUGUAUGAUUGCUAUUGUUUUAAACCAGGGGGCCGCUGCUCUGAAUGCAAAGGCUUGUGGAGGCUGCAGUUCACUUAUUGGUCAAAGGGGUCAGUAAUGAGAAGGAAUUUCUGUCUCUUUAAAUAUGAAAAUAUAAUUGUAUCAUUGCAGAAAAAACGGAAUCCACAACCAUUCCAUAGAUAUAUCGGUAAACACGCGUUUGCACUGCUGUUAGCAAUUCGAAGUGCAAUUUUUUACUUGAUUAUUUCAAAGGCUUGGCAAAUGAGCCAAUUUCCUAUAGUCUUAGCAAUACUUAAGCCAAUUAUCUCCACCCAGGAUGAGGCCUCCUGAAGAAGGAAAGUCCAAGUCCUCAGCCUGCACCAAAGUUGGGUCCCUAGACAAAGAGAUGACUCCCCUGGAUGACCUCCCAUCACAAACAAAGAACAAGAAGAGGAAAAAGAGACUCUCUAUCAACAUGGUGAACUGCAGGUACGAAAGUGUGCGUCGCACAUCGUACCGUUUUGGCCUGCGAGAAUCGUUGGAGGGCGAAGACUUUAACCUGUACUGGACUGACACCAGCGUCACGCUGGACAGACUGGUCGGCAUCAAACCCUACCAGAAGGUCAACCACUUCCCUGGCAUGAUGGAGGUGUGCAGGAAGGACAUGCUGGCCAGGAACCUCAACCGCAUGGCCAAGAGGUUCCCCAAAGACUACAGUUUCUUCCCCCACACCUGGUGCCUGCCAGCAGAUUACAGUGACUUCCAGGCAUAUGCACGAGCGAAGAGGCACAAGACGUUUAUCUGCAAGCCGGACUCGGGGAGUCAAGGCAAGGGGAUAUUCCUGGUCAAGUCUGCCAGGGAGGUUCCUCAUGGGGAGCACAUUAUCUGCCAGCUUUACAUAGCCAAGCCACUGAUCAUUGACGGUUAUAAGUUUGACCUGAGGAUCUACGUGCUGGUGACCUCCUGCGACCCCUUCCACAUCUUCAUCUACAAGGAAGGACUGGCCCGCUUCUGCACCAGUCAAUACUGCCAGCCUGCUAAGACUAAUAUGGAGAACAUCUGCAUGCAUCUAACCAACUACGCCAUAAACAAGCGCAGUGAGAACUUUGUGCGUGAUGAAAAUGCAGGAAGCAAAAGGAAGCUUUCAGCAUUGACCUGCCUCUUGCAGGAGAGAUCCUGUGACGUCAUGAAGCUGUGGCUCGACAUCGACGAUCUGGUCAUCAAGACUCUGGCGUCGGCCCACUCGGUCCUGAGUCACAGCUACCACACCUGCUUCCCCCGCCACGCCCUGCCAGGCUCAAACUCAUCUGGAGCCUGUUUUGAGCUGCUGGGUUUCGAUGUGUUGCUAGACCAGAGGCUGAAGCCAUGGUUACUGGAGGUGAACCACUCUCCCAGCUUCACCACCGACUCUGCCCUGGACCGUGAGGUGAAGGACCGCCUGCUGUCCGACACGUUGGUCCUGGUGAACUUGACGGCGUGCGACCGCCGACGGGCUGAGCAGAACCAGCGGCGACAGAUCAGAGCCAGGCUGCAGCGGGGUCACUGUAGAGAGAGCAUGGAGGAGCAGGCUGUGGAGGACGCACAGCGGGAACAGAGGGUUCUUCGGUACGAGGACGGCCACCUGGGAGCCUACCGGAGGAUAUUCCCCAGGGAAGGCGGCGACAAGUACGACAAGUACUUCCUGCACAGCUCCUCGCUGUUCCAGGAAACGGCUGCGUCCCGGGCCAGGGAGAAGUGUACCAGGGAGCAGUUGCAGGAGCUGUAUGAGAAGCAGCAGAGCAACCGAACCAUCGCGGAUCGCUGGCGGGGGCUGCAGGGGGAGUCGGCGGGGGAGAAGCGAUGUAGGACCUCUCUGUCUUCCCUUCCCCACCACACGAAAACUAACACGCAUGCCGGGAGUACUCCACACUUACUGCCGGCGUUGCCUGCGGCAACAGUCUGCUGGAGGAAAGAGGAAGUAGAGGAGGAGCAGAAGCGACUGCGGGAGUUACGUCUCCGUGAAAACCUAAUAAGAAACCUCGGUGUGGCCAAACAGUUGUACAACAUGUUCCACGACGCGCCGUCAUCCAAACAGGCCAACGCCCCGCUGUCUGUCCUGACCGAAUCCCACCUGCUUCUCAGAAGGAUGACCACCAUGCUGGAGCCCUUAAGAUCUGAUGGAAGGAGCUUUCAGAUUGUGCCCACUCUGAGCGUCAGUACUGAAUGUGGGAUGGACUUUGCCUCUCUGAACCCACCAUCACAUCCAAUCUCCAACCAUCUGCCCCCAAGCGGUUCCCCCAAGCGGUCCAAGCCCAAGUCUGAGCCAAGCCUUUAUCAUCGUCAGCAGCAGCACCAUCCUCCCAUCAGCACCGACCAGAACCCCCAGCCAGUCCCGCUAAACUCCCAGAACCCCCAAGGUCCGACCCAGGCCAUGAGUGAGCCCCACAUCAGAGCUCAGUACCAACCCCACCCGUGGGCCCCCCAGCAGCUGUUCGGCCCAGACUCCCAGGGCCAUGCCCAGCUCCGGGUUCCCACUCCAGGCCAGACUCACCCGGGAAAACCCCUAAGACCACAAGCCUCCGCCGCCGCAUUGCUUAACAGCUGUGUUGUACAGACCAGUGUAACCGUGAAGGCCAGCAAAAGACAUGCCUCACUACCCAAUGCAAUGCAUCUCUCUCAUCCUUCCUGUCCCAUCACAGCCAGUGGGUCCUUCUGUAAACUAGGGUCCACGAAGAGUAACUUUGCAGUGCGAAGAUCUCGUGGCCAUACAAACUCAUGGCACCCCUCUCAGCUGAUAUGUCCCACAGGCGUCUAUAGCGACCUCCACAUUGUGUCUGGUCCCGCCCCCAUCAAUAAACGACCCAGCCAAUGUCCCAUCAGGCACAGCAAAACCCCCAGAUGUGGCACCAAACGGUGAUACCUCCCUGGCCCCAUGCUCUGAGGCGCAUGGACCAGCAUUAGGAAGCAUUUCCAGAGACGCAUCGCCCCCACCCCCCCCCCCCCCCCCCCCCGAAGAUGUCCCAAGGAGAGAGCGACUUUAAAAGAGCCAGAGAGAAGCAGGACAACACCAGACCUAAAUAUCUGCAUUUUUAUCAUAUUUUUAUUCAUUUUUAUGUUUAUAUCUUGGUGGAUUUAUUAGACAAACAUGUUUAUUGUUAUGUAUGCUGGUGGGAAAAUAAGUGCUUUAGUUUUAAAUAGUUUCAUUUUGUUAUAAAUGAAUGAAUUAUUUUGUAAUUAUUAUGGUAUUACUGUGUAGUUGUUGUUGUUUUAUAUUGUUAGUCUUCUCCAACUCAGGAAUGUGUCAUUAGAAUAUCAGGAAAUUUGCAACUGAUUGAUAUUCCCCAGUGUUCUGUUGAUCUUGCUUCCUGCUGUCAACAACAGGUUUGACCGAAGGAUGCAUUUAAGUAGUUCUCCUGCACUUUUAUAGGGUUUCCUGUUUGGAGGGCUUGAAUUGCUUGAGAGGCUGUCUGUGGUCAUCUUAGAUAUAUAGAAUACAAAUAAUAAAAGACCACCGUACUGUUGUUUCUCAGUUA